UGCUUGGCUGACUCCCUCUGCUCCCCCGCGCGCUCCUCCUUCGGUGAGAAGAAGUCAAAUCACCUCGAGACGGUCGGUGGAGUGACAAGAUGGCGGAGUGAGUGGGUUGCUCUUUGGAAGGAAGAAGCGACUCAUUUAAUUCAUAAAAAUAUAAAUCGACCAGGGAAGAUUAAGUUUAGUUCGUGGGUCGUAUCGGACUUUCGACAAACAAAGGGAAGGCAUCGCCCCUCACACCGAGGUGGUUCACGAAGGAAGAGUCGUUGUCGAAUUGCGAAUUGCAGUUCUGCUGGUGUCCUUUCGAUUUCUCGCUAGCAGGCUAGCUAGCUGGCUAUCUAGAAACUGGAAAUACUGGACUUCUGACAAAGCCCAUCCGUUUGGAGCCUUUUCAGGGAACCUUGAUGUUUUGCUCGAUCCUGACGGACUCCGACAAAAAUAAACGAUAUUAAUGUUUUGUGUUCCUAGAAUUCGUUUGCUAGUUACUUGGUAACAAUUAUAGAACAGGCUAGCUUGAUCUUCUGCUAACGCUAGCUAGCUACAUUGUUUCAAGUGAGAGUCGUCCACGACAAACAAGGACUGAAUGUUCUGAUUACCGUAGGGCCUAAGGGAAGCGGCGGUUCAGUCCCAUAAUAACAAAAUUUUAAACUGAUCGAGUGUUGGUCGUGACUCGAGGACAUGGCAAGUAGCAGCGGCUCUAAAGCCGAAUUCAUAGUCGGUGGGAAAUACAAGCUUGUUCGAAAAAUCGGAUCUGGGUCAUUUGGUGACAUAUACCUGGCAAUCAAUAUCACAAAUGGAGAGGAGGUAGCAGUAAAGUUGGAAUCUCAGAAGGCCAGACACCCCCAGCUUUUAUAUGAAAGCAAAUUGUAUAAAAUACUUCAAGGUGGAGUCGGGAUCCCACACAUCAGGUGGUAUGGCCAAGAGAAGGACUACAACGUCCUAGUCAUGGACCUGCUGGGGCCCAGUCUGGAGGACCUCUUCAACUUCUGCUCCCGCAGGUUCACCAUGAAAACUGUUCUAAUGCUCGCAGAUCAGAUGAUCAGCAGAAUUGAAUAUGUGCACACAAAAAACUUCAUCCACAGAGACAUCAAGCCAGACAACUUUUUAAUGGGCAUCGGGCGCCACUGUAAUAAGUGUUUAGAAACUCCGAUUGGGAAGAGGAAGAGAAGCUUGGCCGUUAGUUCCUCUCAGGACCCAUCUUUCUCAGGAUUAAACCAGUUGUUCCUCAUUGACUUUGGUUUGGCCAAAAAAUACCGGGAUAACCGGACGCGGCAGCACAUACCCUACAGAGAAGACAAGAAUCUCACUGGCACGGCUCGCUACGCCAGCAUCAACGCACACCUGGGCAUCGAGCAGAGUCGCCGAGAUGACAUGGAGUCGCUAGGAUAUGUGCUCAUGUACUUCAACAGAACCAGCCUCCCCUGGCAGGGACUGAAGGCUGCCACAAAGAAACAGAAGUACGAGAAGAUUAGCGAGAAAAAGAUGUCGACCCCUGUGGAGGUGUUGUGUAAGGGUUUCCCAGCGGAGUUUGCCAUGUACCUGAACUACUGCCGUGGCCUGCGCUUCGAGGAGGCGCCCGACUACAUGUACCUGCGGCAGCUCUUCCGCAUUCUCUUCAGGACUCUGAACCACCAGUAUGACUACACAUUCGACUGGACUAUGCUGAAGCAGAAAGCAGCCCAGCAGGCGGCUUCCUCAGGGGGCCAAGGCCAGCAGGCACAAACCCCCACAGGCAAGCAAACUGACAAACCCAAGAGUAACAUGAAAGGUUUCUGAGCAUUAAGACAAUGUAUUGAAGCAGAGCAGAGAGGUCGUAGCAGGAUUUGCCUUCCAAUCACACCCCGGCAUCUAGGAUCAACCUCACCAGACCCUCGCCAGGCAUUGUGGGCAACCCUUUCCUGUUAAAAAUGAACAUUGUUGUUCCAUAUACUAUAUAUGUAAUCGGUAUAUAUAGAUAACAUGCUCCGCAUCUAUCUAUGUAUUGGUAUGUAUAUACUAUAUUCACACAGAGAGAGCAGGCUUGGUAUGGAGUUCAAAGCUGUAGCCUUUUCUAUUGUCCUGUCCCUGAAGACUUCUUUUUUUUUUUCUUGUGUUUUAUUUUAAAACUUGCAAAGGAAAAAAAUGUAGAAAAUGGUCGACUCGCAGAGGAUAUAAUUGUGCACAUGCCAAUGUUUUCCCUGAGCUCUCUCCUUCAGGAUGCGGCUGGUGGGAGGUGAAGGGGGGGGGGGGGUCUUUCCUCACCUGUCAGCUGCACAUCACCGUGCCCCCCCCCAUCUCCAGUCACGCCGCGUGGCUCCACCCACCCACCCCCCCCCAAAACACUUAUACAUCUGAGAUUUAAUUUUUCUUCUUUUUUCUUCUAUUUUAUUUUUUUUUUAUUCCUACAUCCUCAAGUAAAUGAGACCAUGUAAACUUAACCUGUUUCUGUCACAAAUGAAUCCUGGGUCUUACUAAGCAAAACAUUGGGUUUCUGUUUUUUCUUAAUUAAAAAAAGAGGUAAUUAAAAAUUUUGCCUGCUGAUAUGUGCUAGAAGAGCUUCUAAUGUGAAGAAGAAAUCGAUUCUAGUGACUACUAGGUUUCUCGUUAGAAAGCUGCAUUAACUAUAUUGUACUUGGUAUUCUGAAGUCGAAAAAAAAAGGAAAAAAAAAAAAGAAUAAAAAAAAUAAACUCCACAAAAGCAUAUUCAUUACAAAUUAGGCAUCUCAACUAAACCUGUAUGUUAAUUGCUUAGAUGAAAACUGUAUGCAUCAAUGAUACUUUUUUUUUCUCCUCCCCCCCCCCCCCCUCUCGUUUGGAAGUAUGGAUGUUUGAUUGACGGACGUACCCAUUCAUCCUGUUCAUUUGAUUUGCAACAACGGCCUCCAUGUUCCCUACUGAGACACGUGCCCCCUUCACUCCAGCCCUCCCCCUUAUCAUUUUUAUAUGCAUAUAUAUACACUUUUUUAUCAGAGGAAAAAUUACUUUUUCAGUUUUAUAGAGUUGUCUUUCCCUGUUUUGAAUUGAUCAUUUGGGGGAAAGGGUGUUUUUUUUGUUGCUUCUUCCUGCAGUGAAGCAGAUCCUCUUGUAAGAUAUCUCUGGGCCUUUCUCUGCUAAACUCAAUUUGUUUUUCUCUCGCUGCUGUUUAGAGUAGCGACCGUUUGCUCUUUUCUGUUUCUUUUUUUUUAUUGCAAGAAAAAAAAAAGUUGAGGGUUUCUUUUCUAUAUAUUUUGGACAUCUUGUAAAAGCAAGAUCCAUUUUAGUUCCUCUCAGCCUUUAGUCCCAAGCAGAUGCACACCAGUAAAAUGGCUGCCUCCUCUUCCUCCUUAUUAUCCCCCUCUGACCCAGCUUAAGACAUUUACUGCUGGACAUUCUAUAAAAGUGUAAUUUAUUCCCUUUUAGCAUGUCAGAAUAAAUUAAAAUGACUUCUCAGAACCACUGUCCCAGCCUCUGUAAUUUGAAGAGAACCUACACUACUUUGGGCCCAAACAGCCACUUUUUAUUUCUUUUUUUUUUUUUCUUACUCCAUAUGUUCCAGUCUUUGAUAUGUUUACCUCUUAGUCUCCGACACAACCCAUGCAUUGUAAAGUCUUGAAUCAACUGAAUGAGAAUUAAGAUUGAGAGAGUCAAUGCUUCGAUCUGGAAUUUUUUUUUUCUUUUCUUUCUUUUUCCCGAAGGUUUUGGUUGCCAGAGAUACAGGGGUCUAUUGAAAUGGUCUAAAGGUGUUGCUGUAAACUAGGAUCAGUUCCUGUUAACUGGUUUUAGGGGUGAUGGGUAGUUGUAGGGUGCUUGUGGUGAUGUUUUAAUCUUACGGGAUUUAUAUCUGUAAAUAUUAAAAAAGAAGCUUCAAAUGGC
Clupea harengus (Atlantic herring) is the source of this 3825-nucleotide messenger RNA. RefSeq names its product casein kinase 1, alpha 1 (gene csnk1a1). Gene Ontology annotation, molecular function: ATP binding; protein kinase activity. The record is from RefSeq and is a predicted model, not a curated record. Gene Ontology annotation, biological process: protein phosphorylation. NCBI's taxonomy places the organism in Eukaryota, Metazoa, Chordata, Actinopteri, Clupeiformes, Clupeidae.